Didymodactylos carnosus is the source of this 727-nucleotide messenger RNA. Lineage: Eukaryota; Metazoa; Rotifera; Eurotatoria; Philodinida; Philodinidae. The record is from the annotation of a GenBank genome assembly.
CUUUCUUUUGACAAAAGGAUGAAGUCUCUAUCUGUCAGGGAAGCCGAGAUAUUGCAAAAUAAAAAAGGUCUUCAACUUUUGAACAGCACUUUUUAUAUAAAAAUUAAACCGGUCCUGAAAGGGUUAAUACUAAAAAAUCGGUUAUCAGGUAGAUUUUAAUUCUUUUCAGAACUCUUAAGCAUGCGUUUCACUUUCAAAUCGAAAGUUCUACAUUAACAAACAUUGCAGAUCUACUCGAAUUUAUUUAGGUAUUUAUCAUUAUCAAUUUAAAGUUAUAACAAAGUCUUGGUUUGAAGCUGAGCCUGAUCCAGCACUACCGGUCUAUCAUCGAGAUGAAACAAAAAAAGAAAAUGAAAAAAUGGAGAAAGAAGAACUUGAAAAUUACGAAAGAUUAUUAAACGAAGUACGUGAAAGAAAUAAGCAACGUGAAGGAGAAGCAACAUACACCGAACUAUGGUACACAUUUGUCGAUCCAUAUGCAGUGGAUGUUGAUGAACGAGGAUCAGAUGAUGCACAUAAAGCUGUGGGCGUAUUAACAUUUAAAAAUGGUCAACGAAUUAUUGACGAAUAUCAAUGGAAAUAUGAUGGUGUUGCACCAUUAGUUGAAAAUGAAAAAUUGAUUAUUUAUGAAAUUCAUAUCGGUGAUUUUCAAUCACAAUUCAAAGAUGUUAUAGCAAAAAUGGAUUAUUUUCUUCAGUUAGGCAUUACAGCAGGCAAGAAAACAUAA